ACAGCAGUACACAACUUGUGUGCCCUUCCUUCCGCAGAUCAGAGAUAUCUUGACAUGUAAUCGCUUAGACCAACACAUAUAGACGUCAGAAUGAAAGCUGCAGGUGACGUAAAGGAAACAAUUAUUCUCGUUGUGUAGAAAACUAAUUUUAACCGUGGGUUUGUUACAUCUUGACUAGAGAGCUAGAGUGAAAGGUUUUGCAGACGAAGCUUACGAGCAUGGAUGUCAUCUUCAAGGAAGGGAAGCUGUAUCUUCACGGGGUCAAGUUUGGAAAAAGAACAUGGCGUAAAGUAUGGAUGGUGCUUUUUAAACCCAGCUCCACGGGGGUGGGGCGCUUGGAGUUCUUUACUGUACUUGACAACAAUGCUGCUGCUGACCAGAGGAGGGUCGGUCGGCAGAAAUCAUCCGAAAGGAAAGUGGUGCGUCUAAGCGACUGCCUCAGUGUCGACCCUGCUCCAAAGGAGUCUUGCCCUCCUGGGUGCACCGCCUUCUACUUACACACCACUCAGUGCAGCUACACCCUGGCCUCCGCGACAAGCCAGGACUGGAUAACUGCCCUCUGUCAUCUGGCCUUCCAGAAGGAUCCUGGGGAAUCAGACAAAGGGGCUUUCGAGAGAGGAAACGGCUUGACCAUGGAGGACAACGACCUUUACUCAUGUUGGAAAUCCGAUGUGACCCUUCCUCCAAAUCAGUACCAAGUGACCGUGCAGAGCACAGAGGCAUCCAGGAGGUGCAAGUUGGCUGGGGACUAUCUGGUCUCCCUGGAAAAAGAGGCCGUGAUACUGCUGGCCAUCAAUACUGGUCACAUAUUCUAUCGCUGGCCGUACACGCGCUUACGCAAAUUUGGAUUGGUCGAGGGUGGAUUAUGCAUAGAAGCAGGCCGUCGCUGUGAGUCGGGAGAAGGAGUGUUCACCUUCCUGUCCAGUCAUGGUCCCCAGAUCUUCCAGGUUAUCUCAAAGCAGUGCUCUGUGGAGGGAAGGUCCUCUGUCCAGCCACACAGAAGAUCAUUUUGUGACCUGUCUACUGUCAUCCUCCCAACUACAACCGGCUGGCCCACCACUCCCCCUGCCUACAGUCCCACAGGCCUUUCUGAAGACACAGAGGACGAGUCUGACGACCACUACUCUACUAUCAAUGACCGCCCUGUACUAAAUAUAAGGUCUCUUGCCGAAGCUCAUCUCUCUGUGGGGGAAGACGGUGAGGACGAGGAUGAGCGGUGUCAAUCCCUGGAAGCUGUAAACCUGGAUGAUGUCAUGGAUGGCAACAUUUACUACAACCUAAGGAGAGCCACGCUUCCUCUGAUCAGAAACGACGAGUUCAAACCUGCGAUGGACUCAGAGUGCAUCUAUUCUGACUUGAACAUAGUUGAUUCUCCCUUGAAUCCCCAGCCGCUGCCCUCCUUGCCACCACUCCUUCCGCUUGUUUUCCAGCCUCCUCCCUUCACCCUUCCCCAGUCAGUCCCCUACGCCCCAGCCAAGCCCAGACGCCAGCGCCAGCCCCCCGUAAAUAACUACAUCCAGCCAGGGUACAAUGCACAGGCACAGGCGCUGGAUGACAUGAAGGAGAUGGAGGAGGCCAUCAGCUCCUCCACCCGUGUAACCCCCACAGAGGCCCUUGGCAGUUUUAAACAGAGGCUGGCAGAAAUCAUUUCUAAGGACCUGCCAAAGUUCCAACCACCUCUUCCCUCCGGAGGGGGCAGCCCCACAUUUUCUCAGUAGGCUAUUAGUUAAGAGACAGACCAGGAGGAGCAAUUUUAACCAUGAUAGACUGCCAUAAAGCAGAAUUAGUUUCUUUAUUUCUUUAAAAUCCCCUCUGCUGGGAACACUUGGCAUCAGAAUUUGGCUCGCAGAUGUUUGUAUCUGUUGCAUGAAAAAGGCAUCUGGAAAACGUUUUUUUUUUUUUAUUCUGUGGACCAAUUUUGCAAAAAGAGGAUUCAAGCAGUGUUGGUCUUCACUGCUGGAAUGCUGGUAGAAGCUUUUUAUGUGCUGCAGUAUCUUUUAUGUGACAUUAGCUGAUAAGCUGAAUGAACACUUGACUGUUUCAUUAUGGAAAUAGCUUUGAAAAUAAUAUGUCCUUGUUACAUUCAGUGAGUUAAACAACAUCUUGGGAUUAGCUUUUUGUAUUUCACGUUUUUUCUUCUUCUCCUAAACACUCUUAAAGAGAACAAGUGGGUUUUGUCUCAUGCAAAUCAUACGUUUAGCAGCAACUGUAUUUUGGACAUGGGCGCUUCAGUCUGCUUCACAUGGGAGACAUAUUGACUAACUCAGUACACUGAAAUGUAUUGCUGACCAAAAAAAUGCAAUACACAAAAACAACUUCAAAUGCACACACAUCUUAAGUAUAUCUUUAUUGUAGCAAAACAAUCCUCAAAAUACCCCGUAGCUAUACAUAAAUACCAAAAUAAUUGUUUUUAAUUUAGGCAAAUGUCACUAAUGACACUAAUGUCUUUAGUGAUGAUUCAGGCCAUAAAGUGCAUUUUUUAAAAAGACCUCUGAGAGUUCACCAUGACCUUAGCAAGUAAAAAAAUUCAAGAUUUCAGUCGGUGGUUUUCAUUGGCAGUGCAACAUCUAAGCUAUAUCAAAAAUGACAGGUGAAUA
Molecule: messenger RNA, 2597 nt
Organism: Anarrhichthys ocellatus (wolf-eel)
Lineage: Eukaryota; Metazoa; Chordata; Actinopteri; Perciformes; Anarhichadidae
Gene: dok3
Product: docking protein 3
Exons: 5
Coding region: 219-1718 (499 amino acids)
Biological process (GO): positive regulation of MAPK cascade; cell surface receptor protein tyrosine kinase signaling pathway; Ras protein signal transduction
Cellular component (GO): cytoplasm
Source: RefSeq, a predicted model, not a curated record